This is a messenger RNA of Soboliphyme baturini, 333 nucleotides long. Lineage: Eukaryota; Metazoa; Nematoda; Enoplea; Dioctophymatida; Soboliphymatidae. The record is from the annotation of a GenBank genome assembly.
AUGUUGCGGAUUCAAACGGGUUGGUAUGCCGCCUGGACGUCAGAGAAGAACUUCCUGAUGGACAUAAUAGGUCAAUUGAGUUGCGGUCGAGGUAGGCGAGGAGGUUACGGAGGUGGCGGUUACGGAGGUGGCAUGAUGCCCUCUAUGCCUAGACCCAUAUACAUUCAGCCUUAUCCAGCAGCCAUGCCAUACGGGGGCGGCGGCGGCUACGGAGGUUACGGAGAAAUGCCUGCGGCAGCUCCAGCUGCAGCCGGUGCCGUGGAAGAGUACGCGAAGAAGACGAAACGAGAUACAAACAUGAUCAGCCGAUUGCAGAAAUUUCUGAACUUGUAA